Messenger RNA from Solea solea (common sole), 2385 nucleotides. It is a transcript of the gene aktip, whose product is annotated as akt interacting protein. Lineage: Eukaryota; Metazoa; Chordata; Actinopteri; Pleuronectiformes; Soleidae. The transcript is spliced from 10 exons. The record is from RefSeq and is a predicted model, not a curated record. The coding region runs from base 239 to 1129 and encodes 296 amino acids.
GAUUGAGUUCCGCUUUCCGUGUUUCUGUCAAAGUAUUUGGCUAGCUAACCUAGCAGGGAUGACAGCCAAACGAGUGGUGAGCAGCUGAGGAACAGUUUAAUUUUACAUUAUUUCGGAACAAACGUUGAAACCUGUGCUAUAGAGACACUUGAAGAAUAACGCAGCGAAUGGCCUGGACUGUACGUGUCAUGAGACCUUCAUAAAGAGAGGAACAUCAUUCUGAACCUCUGUAUGAGUUAUGAACUUAAACCCCUUCUGGAGCAUGUCAGCCAACACAAGUCGUAAGCAGAGACCAGAUGGUGAGGAACAAAGUGGGCACGGCGAGCAGAGAGCAAGCCCUGCCCGGCUGCCCUUUGGCAAAAAGCAGCUUCCUCCCAUUCCAAAGAAUGCCACCCCUAUUACCAAGCCUACAUCACUGGUGACUCCAGCCCAGUCGGCCAAUGGCACACAUGCCUCAUAUGGUCCUUUUUACCUGGAGUACUCUCUCCUGGCUGAGUUCACCCUUGUAAUUAAGCAGAAACUCCCUGGAAUUUAUGUUCAACCAUCGUACAAGUCGGCACUAAUGUGGUUCGGCGUCAUAUUCAUGAGACAUGGCCUGUACCAGGACGGCGUUUUCAAAUUCACUGUGUAUAUUCCAGAUAACUAUCCAGAUGGAGAGUGUCCGAAAUUGGUAUUCGACAUCCCAGUCUUCCACCCUCUUGUUGACCCUGUGUCUGGAGAGCUUGAUGUCAGAAGAGCUUUCACCAAAUGGAGACGAAAUCAUAACCACAUCUGGCAAGUCCUGAUGUAUGCACGUACAAUUUUCUACAAGAUCAAUACCACAGAACCACUCAACCCAGAGGCUGCUGUGCUAUAUGAGAAGGACGUACAGUUGUUCAAAAGCAAAGUGGUGGAUAGUGUCAAACUAUGCAACAGUCAUCUUUUUGACCAGCCCAAGAUCGACGAUCCCUAUGCAAUAAGUUUUUCUCCAUGGAACCCAGCUGUUCACGAGGAAGCAAAAGAGCGAAUGUUCACACACAAGAGACGGCCUGAGGAUCACCACAAGGGAACGCAUGUGUCAGGACUGUCUUGGGUGAAGCCUGGAACGACGCAGCCUUUCAGCAAAGACGAGAGUCCUCCCCAGAGCUGAAACCUGCACUGUGCAGCAGCAGCCACUAGAGGGAAGCAUAACCACAAGAGGCCAUGCACCUCUCUUUCCUCUGCUUCAUAUGUGAGCUGGAUCCUUGAAACUGUUGGGAUAGCUUUACAUUGAAUCUCCAUGUGAUUGUUAGGCUUUAAAAGCUUUGUAGGCAACAGACCGCUUUAGAAUAAAGAAACUACGUCUGUAUCAUAUGUAAAUUGACGACAACAAAUGGAUGUCUCGACAACAUCAUUUAGCUCAUGAUGCAAUCAAAGAGCUUUCUCAUCUAGUUUUUUUUUCUUGGAUCCAUGCACAUGUUGGGCUGGAUGAUAACGUACUGUCGUAAAGGAGCUGAAGUAAGCCAAGUAAAUUUGCCGUCAUACGGUAUGAAUGGACAACAUGAUCUGUACCACUUGUUGAAACUGGCUCACGACUGUUUAUUUGUCAGACUUGGAACGUUGGUCACAGCUGUGUGAGUGAAACAUCCUAAUUACCACUCUGCCCAACACGGGAUUAGGUUGAAAUGAUGAGUUUCAUAUUUGAUUCUUACUGGACAAUGAUUUCUUUAAAUUCUUAAAUCCUGUCUUCUGUUGUCUUACACGGUUUCUAAUAUAUAUAAAGCAGAGCAGGCAAGUGUUGUUUUAAAUGAGAAGCUAAAUGAGCAAGUAUUUUAUUUUGUCUGAUUUUAAAUAAUUUUUAAUGUUUUAUGUAUCAUUGGUUAUUAAAGGUUUGAUAUGUAAAUAUUGGAUGCUGUGCUAAGGUUUGACUUGGAGAGAUGUCUGCAUUUAGUCUUUUUUUUGUUUGUUUUGAUUUUUAAGUAAAUGUCUUUGUUUGACUUUCCCCAUCAAUCACCCAUGAUUAUCUGUACUUAAAAUUAUGAACUACUUUCUGAGCAGCACAAAAUUGAGUUUAAUCCAGCUACAACAAUGCAAAGUUGUUCUAUGUGUGAUGUAUUCACCUGUGACAGGUCCUGGAUUAAGUGAUAGUAAUACCAGCCACUUUUUUAAGAUAGUUACUUUAAACUUUUAAGAGUACUUAAGAUGUUGAAUAGGUGACAUUUUAAAAUGUGUGGGAACUCCACUUACAAAUCAUGUUGACAGAGCAGACAUGACUUGAUGAAAUCUAUUAAAGAUUUAUUUAUAACUAUAGUGAGAGGUAGGGCUCAGUUUCAGUGUGUUCUUUGUGGAGCCAUUCCUGCUCUACUACAUAGGUGACAUGAGAUUUAUAUGAUUUUUCUCUAAAGUCAAUAAAAUUAUAUUAAGUCA